AUGAGUUCGAAAAAGGCAUAUGAUGAGCACGUUAUGGAUGAUGUCGAAGAUGAUAGCGUUAAAGAGCUCGAUCGCGACGACGACAGUACCGGAAGUGAGGGGAGUGAUGACGACGAUUCCAGCGAGGACGAGAAGCAACUGGAAGAUGAUAAUCCAAAACUUAAGCGGCUGCAAGAAAUUGUGAAGACUAUCAAGAGUAAGAAAAUUGACUGGGAUAACCCUAAAGAAUAUUUCGGCGGAAAGAAUCACCAAGGCAAAUACUCCAGCCAUGUAACUGAGCUAUCAGAGGGAGGCGAUGAGAGCAUACUACAUUUGAUUGUCAAGGAUGACGAUGCCACAGCUGAUGAGACCAAAGAGCUAGCCAAGGCGAUCAAGUACAUCGUGCGAUUGUAUCCAAAAUUGAUGACGACGCAGAAUAAACAGUUAUUUACGCCGCUGUAUUAUGCCGUGGAAAAUAUGGACAGGAGGAAGGCGUAUCUUAUCAAAAACGGGUUCUUCAAAUCACGUAUUAAAGACGAUAUAAUGGUGAAGGCCAUCGGGACACCCUGUGUUAUCCAUCAGGAAAACUACUUGCACCGCGUACUGAAGUCCCAACCGAUCAACUACACAGUGCUCAAUUUGCUCAUUGCUAGUGCCGACCGUCAAGCAGUCAACGCGAAAGAUGCACACGCUUGGACUCCUUUGCAUAGAGCAACGCAGUAUGAACACUCCUCCGAAGAGAUGCUCGAUGUCAUCGAAAAACUGAUCAAGAUGGGCGAGCCUGAUUCCGAUUCCAACGGGCUGGACUCCUUACCUCGAGAAUGCGCAUUUGAUACUUACUCCGGUCCCGGACGGGAAAAGCUAUCUGUUUACGAGUACCAUCUAAAAACACGAGAAGACGACGAACAGAGAGAAAAGGCACGGACAUCUAAGAGUACUACACGGUUCCUGUACGGGACCAAUAAAGAUGACGUCCAAUUGUUCUUUGAUUACAGUGGCCUCCCGAAAGACGACGCUGACCCCGGCAUAUUCUACGACAACUUUCAAACAACACAAUUUGACGAGGUUUUACAAUAUGUCGAAUUCCCAGUUGUCAGAUUGAAGGAUAGCAAAUUACCCCGGGGGGAGACCUUCCGAGAGCACAGGAGUCUGUAUAAUUCCAAAACUAUUGGCCGAAGGGAUUUGUUAUUCUUCUUUAGCUGGUUGAAAGACAAAGGAGUCAAGCACAUCAUCAAGGUCAUUGUGCAGGAUUCGACAGAUUGUCAUUGUGAUGAGGUGAUCGAAAAAUGUCUCUCGCCAUUUCAUAUCGACGUUCUUGACUCGUCCAAACUAGACUUGGACCCCGAGAUGCUAUAUAAUGCCUGUCCCGAUGUUAAGGAGCUACUACAUCUUCGAUGGGGUGCAAAUAAUGCAAUCUUACGGGCCUGGGGGGAACCAGAAGGUUUAAGACGGUUAAAGCUGUUGAAUAAGAUCUACUUAUAUUAUGAUCAGACAUCGGAAAUCUCAUCACAAAGGCGAUGA
Molecule: messenger RNA, 1500 nt
Organism: Talaromyces marneffei
Lineage: Eukaryota; Fungi; Ascomycota; Eurotiomycetes; Eurotiales; Trichocomaceae
Exons: 4
Coding region: 1-1500 (499 amino acids)
Source: RefSeq, a predicted model, not a curated record